Molecule: messenger RNA, 1926 nt
Organism: Quercus robur (English oak)
Lineage: Eukaryota; Viridiplantae; Streptophyta; Magnoliopsida; Fagales; Fagaceae
Exons: 6
Coding region: 1-1926 (641 amino acids)
Source: RefSeq, a predicted model, not a curated record
AUGGUGGUGGAUCUCAUCAAUUCAAUUAUAAAGGCUCUCAUGAUUCCACUGAGUUUCAUGGCACGUGAAGAUCCGACGAGUUGGGUUUGUCGAGUGGAGCAAUUCUUUGAAUUUCAAAAAAUUGCCGAGGAAGAGAAGGUUCCAUUAGUGACAUAUCAUCUAGAAGGCGAGGCACAGUUGUGGUACCAGAUACUUAAGGAAGAAGAGAAGGAAGUUACAUGGCUCACACUCAAGGAAGGGCUGAAUGCGAGCCCAACAAUCACUGGUCACCCACCUCUAUCUACUCUCGCCAUUCAAAGGUUAUCACCAACUGAGAUGAAGGAAUGUCAAGAUAAGGGACUUUGCUUCAAUUGUGACAAGAAGUUUACUCCUGGACACCGGUGUAAGAAGCUUUUUUUGAUUGAAGGUUGCUGGCCAGAAGAGGAUAGUGGUGAUGGAACUGAAGAUGUUAAGAGAAGGAAUUCAGCGAAGAUUUGGAGAUCCUUGCAUGCCAUGGCUGGUUCCCUUGCUCCUCAAACCAUGCAAGUCCAUGGGGUCAUCAACCAACAAUCACUGGUUGUGCUGAUUGACUUAGGGAGCACCCACAACUUUACCGAAGAGAGGUUGGCAGAGAAGUUGGGAUUAACAUGUAACACAGAAGAACAAUUUAAUGUAAAGGUUGUAUGUGGUGGAAGGAUCUCUUGCAAGGGAAGGUGCAUUGGAGUGCAAGUGUGGAUACAAGGGGUUACUCUUGAUAUAGAUUUUUAUCUCUUACCGUUAGAAGGAUAUGAAGUGGUUUUGGGAGCACAAUGGCUUAGAAUGUUGGGAAUGAUUGAAUGGGAUUUCUCUAAACUACUCAUGAGAUUCCAAUAUGGUGGGAAAAGAAUUUCUUUGCAAGGAAUGUCUAACCUACACAAGCAGAUUUACGGGAAUAAGGAUCUUUUUAAGGAGCCCAAGGGAUUACCACCAUCACGGGCUCAUGACCACUGCAUUCCAUUGGUACCUGGAAGCGAACCAGUCAGUGUGAGGCCAUAUCGGUAUCCUCAUUUUCAAAAGAAGGAGAUAGAACGACAAGUGGAAGAGAUGCUCAAGUUUGGUAUAGUGAGGCCAUGUAAUAGUCCUUAUUCAUCACCAGUCUUGUUUGUCAAAAAAAGUGAUGGUUCAUGGAGAAUGUGCGUCGAUUAUCGAGCACUCAAUCAAAUUACAGUGAAGGACAAAUUCCCAAUUCCGGUUAUUGAUGAACUCCUAGAUGAGUUGCAUGCUGCAAGCAGUUCUUGGGAAGAUCACUGGCAACAUGUCAAGAUCGUUUUAGACAUCUUGCAAAGUCAAAAUCUGUUCUUAAAAAGGGAAAAAUGCCAAUUUGAGCAAACACAAAUCAAGUAUCUAGGAAAUUUGAUAGAUGUGGAGGGGAUAUUUGUGGAUCCCCAAAAGGUGGCUGCCAUGAUGGAGUGGUCGAAACCCAAGACUCCAAAGGCCCUUCGAGGAUUUUUGGGGCUUAUAGGCUAUUAUCAAAAAUUCAUUCGUGAUUAUGGGAAGAUUGUGUUGCCAUUGACCAACAUGUUAAAAAAGGAUUCUUUCACAUGGACUUCUACAUCUGAAAGGUCCUUCCAAGAUCUUAAAGAGAUCAUACAAAGAGUCAGUGAAGUUGCCUAUAAGCUUAACUUGCCUGAAACCUCCAAGAUUUAUCCGGUGUUUCAUGUUUCCAACCUCAAGCAGUCACUUGGCCGCAAUAACCAACAGGGUACUUCCUUGCCAGAAAUUGAUGGGAGCAGUGGUGCUGUGGGUCCUCUUCCACAAGCUGUUUUGGAUAGGCGAACUCGGAGAAACAAAGAAGAAGUUUUAAUCCAUUGGCAAGGGCAGUCACCAGCAGAGGCUACUUGCGAAGAUGCUUGCGCAAUGAGGCUUUGUUUUCCUGAUAUUACCCUUGAGGACAAAGGUCGAAUUUAA